Lachancea lanzarotensis is the source of this 738-nucleotide messenger RNA. RefSeq names its product LALA0S01e06678g1_1 (gene UBC6). Lineage: Eukaryota; Fungi; Ascomycota; Saccharomycetes; Saccharomycetales; Saccharomycetaceae. Bases 1 to 738 code for a protein of 245 amino acids. The transcript has a single exon. The record is from RefSeq and is a predicted model, not a curated record.
AUGGCUACCAGACAGGCUCAAAAACGGUUAACGAAAGAGUAUAAAUCCAUGGUGGAAAAUCCACCACCAUUCAUUAUAGCACAACCUAACGAAGAUAACAUUUUGGAAUGGCAUUAUGUGAUAUCAGGUCCUCCAGAUACACCUUAUUCUGGUGGCCAGUAUCAUGGAACGCUUUUAUUUCCGUCCGAUUACCCUUUUAAGCCACCCGCAAUACGAAUGGUGACACCUAGUGGACGAUUCAAAGAGGACACUCGUUUGUGUCUUUCGAUGAGUGAUUAUCAUCCUGACACAUGGAAUCCGUCUUGGUCCGUAUCAACCAUUUUGACGGGUCUUUUAAGUUUUAUGACGAGCAACGAAAGUACAACGGGUGCGAUAAGUACUACUCCAGACCACAAGAAAAAAAUGGCCCGAAGCUCGAGAGAGUUUAACACAUUCAAAAACGCUCGGUUUAAAAAGGUGUACCCAGAUUUGGUGAAAGAGAAUUUGGCCCAUUUUGAGGAACUCAAGCAGAAAGGUGAACCAGAAGUCGGAGUUGCAGAUAAAGACGUGCUAGAAGAGGCCGCAAAGGAGCAAGCAAUAAAUUUAGCAGAUAUAACGGACCCGGAAGACAGAAUCAGAGUCGAGGAGCAACUUCUCAAGGCGCAAAAAGCCAGGGAAACGAAAAGUGAGAAUAACCGGUCCAAACUCUACAUUUUUUUCGCCGUUGCCCUGUUGCUUGCAGGAAUUAUCAUGAAAUAA